AUGAAAAAGGAGCUUGAUUUAAUGGUAAGUGAAACCGAUGCACCAUCCCAGCCAAGGAAGAACUUGUGUCUCAGUGUGGUGGAACCUAAUAUUCAAGAUGAAACACCUUCCCAAGAACUGGACACAAUUUUGACUCAAUAUUUGGAGACAUUGUCCAAGCGGAAAAAGUAUUAUAUAGGUUAUCCAACAAACAUAUAUUAUGAACAUCAUGCUAUUUUAGCACCACUUUUACAAUUCCACUUGAAUAACUUUGGAGAUCCCUUCACUCAAAGCCCUAUUGAUUUUCAUUCAAAAGAUUUUGAAGUGGCUGUUUUAGAAUGGUUUGCGCAGCUCUGGGAAAUUGAGAAGGAUGAAUAUUGGGGAUACAGUACUAAUGGCGGCACUGAGGGCACUCUCCAUGGUCUUUUGGUUGGAGAGCUACUUUCAAGUGGAAUAUUAUAUGCAUCAUCGGAUUCACAUUACUCAGUCUUCAAAGCAGCAAGAAUGUAUCGAAUGGAGCUAGAAACUAUUAACACUUUAGUUAAUGGAGAGAUUGUUUAUGAAAAUUUGAGAUCAAAGUUACUUGUCAACAAGAACAAACCCGCCAUCAUCAAUAUCAAUAUUGGAACAACCUUCAAAGGAGCUAUUGAUGAUCUCGAUUUGGUCAUACAAAUACUUGGAGAUUGUGGUUAUUCAAGUGACAGGUAUUACAUCCAUUGUGAUGCAGCAUUAUGUGGGUUAAUUCUCCCCUAUAUCAGACAUGAAAAAACAAUUACCUUCAAGAAGUCAAUCGGCAGUAUUUCAGUUUCAGGCCACAAAUUCUUGGGAUGUCCAAUGCCUUGUGGCAUUCAAAUAACAAGGAAACGUUAUGUUAGUAGCCUCUCAGAUAUUGAGUAUAUUGCCUCAAUAGAUACAGCAAUUAUGGGUGGUCGAAAUGGCUUGACAGCGAUAUUCUUAUGGUACAGUUUAAGCAUGAAAGGACAUGCUGCGUUGCAACAGGAUUCUAUAAUGUGCAUUGAAAAUGCCCGAUAUUUGAAAGACCGACUUCUUAAAGUAGGAAUUAGCGUUACGCUUAAUGAGUUUAGCAUUAUUGUCAUUUUCGAACGACCUCGUGACCAUAAAUUCAUUCGUCAGUGGAAAUUGUGUUACUUAAGAGGCAUAGCACAUCUUCUCAUUAUGUCAGGCAUUACAAGAGAAACCAUAGAUAGUUUCAUUAAUGAUCUAAUGCAAGAAAGGGAAAAGUGGUACCAGAAUGAAAAAACUCGGCCUCCUUGCCUAGAAGAUGAUUUUGGCUCUCAAAAUUGUUUGUGCUGCUAUAAGAAGAUGUAUAACUGA
Messenger RNA from Solanum dulcamara, 1314 nucleotides. RefSeq names its product histidine decarboxylase-like. Gene Ontology annotation, biological process: carboxylic acid metabolic process. NCBI's taxonomy places the organism in Eukaryota, Viridiplantae, Streptophyta, Magnoliopsida, Solanales, Solanaceae. The transcript is spliced from 6 exons. Gene Ontology annotation, molecular function: carboxy-lyase activity; pyridoxal phosphate binding. Bases 1 to 1314 code for a protein of 437 amino acids. The record is from RefSeq and is a predicted model, not a curated record.